CUCCCCCGCUCUCUCUCUCUCUCUCUCUCUCUCUCUCUGUCUGUGUGUGCCCCAUGGCUUCCUCUCCGUCAUCUUCUUCCUCAAGAUCUACCAUGUUCUACUAUGGCGGCUUUGAAGACCACCGCGACGAGCCUCACUUCCUCGAAGCUUGCUUCCUCUGCCGCAAACCUCUCGGCCUUAACAGGGACAUCUUCAUGUACAGAGGGAACACACCGUUCUGCAGCAAAGAGUGCAGACAAGAACAGAUAGAAAUCGAUGAGUCAAAUGAUAAAAGCUGGAAGGUUUCAUCGAAAAGAGGCGUGAGACAAUCGGAAUCGAAUCAGAGCUCCACAACCAGUAAGACUGUAAGAACCGGAACCGUCGCUGUUGCCUGAUUGAUUUUCGCGAUAAUAAUCCAAUUUUGAGGAGCAAACCGCGAAAGAGAUGUGAAAUCUCAGGCAAGAAGAAAAAGAAGAAGAUGAAGAGUAAUAAAUUUGAUUGUAGAUUCUGAGGAAUUGGGUGAAUUAUCUUCUUGUGUCUGAUUCCUUCUCUGUGAAGGUUGGGGUUCUGAGAGAGACAUGAUGAUCCCACCGAAGAAUUUUGCCUGUUUUGUUUUAAUUUUGUGUUUUGGUUUCAAAGUUUUAAGAGGCAAGGCUGAUAGAUGAUGAUGAUGAUUGUGUAAUUCUUGUAUAAGGCCUUGAGAGAUGAUGCUUUGUUCUGUGAAAAACACUCUGGUGCAAUGGAAGUAUCAAAGAUACUGCUAUGUUUGCAUAUUCAAA
Messenger RNA from Prosopis cineraria, 758 nucleotides. Its product is annotated as FCS-Like Zinc finger 3. The record is from RefSeq and is a predicted model, not a curated record. NCBI's taxonomy places the organism in Eukaryota, Viridiplantae, Streptophyta, Magnoliopsida, Fabales, Fabaceae. The transcript is spliced from 2 exons. The coding region runs from base 54 to 374 and encodes 106 amino acids.